AUGGGAGUGAUGCUUGCCUGCUCGACUGGGGUUUCCACAAAUUUCUUCGGCAUCUUUUGCGCAUUUGCCGCAGCUAUUGUGUUUGUCUCACAGAACAUCUUUUCGAAGAAGCUUUUCAACGAGGCAGAUCGUGCGGAAGCAGAAAUGCAAAACCCGGGGCGACGCAAGCUCGACAAACUCAAUCUCCUUUGCUAUUGCUCUGGGCUGGCUUUUUUUCUCACUCUGCCUAUAUGGUUUGUCACUGAGGGCUACCCGUUGGUCUCUGAUUUUAUCAACGAUGGUGUAAUCUCGCUCUCGGAGAAGAAAGGAUCGCUGGACCAUGGUGCACUUCUCAUCGAAUUCAUCUUCAACGGAGUUUCACAUUUUGCCCAGAACAUCUUGGCUUUUGUACUUUUGUCGAUGAUAUCUCCCGUGUCAUACUCAGUUGCGUCCCUGGUCAAACGCGUGUUUGUGAUUGUGGUGGCGAUCGUGUGGUUUGGGAGCUCGACCACGCCGAUACAAGCAAUUGGUAUUUGUCUCACUUUCGUGGGUCUCUACCUUUACGACCGCAACAGCCAUGACGAUGUGGCCGACCAAAGGGCAAACGCAGAUCAUUUCCGUGCCCAAAAGUCCAUCCUGCCGAUGAAUGUGCGACACUCGAGCAAGCCGUGGGACUCGAAUGGCUAUGCCUUCCCCGCAGGCAGGAACUAUGAUGCAUCCAGCCUGAACAAUCCACACGCGGCGGCAUACACCUCCAAGAAGGAAGAUGAUGUACCGGGGCGUGUACGACCCAGAGGAGCCAGUGUUUCUCGUACAUGGUUGCCAGGAACCAAACAAGAAUCUACUUGGCAGGUCAGUGAUUCCCAAGCAGCAGCUUAG
Molecule: messenger RNA, 858 nt
Organism: Penicillium antarcticum
Lineage: Eukaryota; Fungi; Ascomycota; Eurotiomycetes; Eurotiales; Aspergillaceae
Product: putative ER to Golgi transport protein (Sly41)
Exons: 1
Coding region: 1-858 (285 amino acids)
Biological process (GO): phosphoenolpyruvate transmembrane import into Golgi lumen
Cellular component (GO): Golgi apparatus; endoplasmic reticulum
Molecular function (GO): antiporter activity; phosphoenolpyruvate transmembrane transporter activity
Source: RefSeq, a predicted model, not a curated record